Molecule: messenger RNA, 117 nt
Organism: Linum tenue
Lineage: Eukaryota; Viridiplantae; Streptophyta; Magnoliopsida; Malpighiales; Linaceae
Source: the annotation of a GenBank genome assembly
AUGAAACCGGACAUCAAAAGUGGCAAUUUCACUAGAGAAGAAGAAGACGCCAUCAUUAACCUCCACGAAUCACUCACAAUCUGGUGGUCGCCGAUUGAAAACUGCCUGCGGCAAUAA